Molecule: messenger RNA, 908 nt
Organism: Lingula anatina
Lineage: Eukaryota; Metazoa; Brachiopoda; Lingulata; Lingulida; Lingulidae
Product: complement C1q tumor necrosis factor-related protein 3
Molecular function (GO): protein binding
Source: RefSeq, a predicted model, not a curated record
AACACAGUUGAAUUUGUUUACAAACGCUGCACGAUGCAAUUUGUAGCAAUCAGCUUCGUCUUGGCAAGUUUUAUCUGCCUUAUGGUAGAUGCAGAAGAAAGUCAGUGUCCCACUCCAACCUGUCACAUCACCUAUCCAGGAAAAACCAAAGUUGCAUUCUCCGCCAUGUCUACUUCAAUUGUGAGAAACCGCAACGCCGCUGUCGAUCUGGCGUUUCAAAAGACCCUGACAAAUCUUGGACGAGGCUUCGAUGACGUCUCCUCAUUCCGUGCACCGGUCGACGGAACCUACUUCUUCACUUUCGCUAUUCACAGCGGCGUCAAGAGUGCUAGAGUGUACCUGCGCACCAAUGCCGGCUAUGUGAAUGAAGCAUUUGGGUCCGCGGGCUAUCAUACCUCGACCAACCAGGCCAUACUACGUCUGCAGAAGGGAGACAGGGUGUGGCUCCAACAGCAACCGAAUGGAGCUACGAUUAGCCUUCCAGAGCACAUUCAUGUCUCGUUUAAUGGAUUCCUUUUGUAUGAAGAUUAACAGGCACGUAAACAAGCAGAAGAUGGCGUGCGCAAUUGCAAGUUCACACAUACACGCACGUUCACACACGCGCGCACACAUAAACACACAUUAGCACACGCUAACACACACGCAAAAUCACAUGAACUGUAUUAUGUCACGAAAAUAGGAACGAUAAAAAGAACUGCUGAAUAUACUCACUAAUGAUUAAAAUGUUUCCGUCUACCAAAUAACUAUUUCAUAAAACUGGAAUAUAUUAUUCUACUUCUACUUCUCUCUACUUUUUAGAAUGCAUUUCCAUGAAUAUAAUGGUUAUCAUGUACUCUUUUCCCGUUAACGACUUCUAGGACUACUUGUACGAUAUUUUUAUCCGCAAUAAAAUGAUGCAUAAAACGGUA